Messenger RNA from Trichoderma citrinoviride, 1011 nucleotides. Its product is annotated as peptidase C14. Gene Ontology annotation, molecular function: cysteine-type endopeptidase activity. Gene Ontology annotation, biological process: proteolysis. The transcript has 4 exons. The coding region runs from base 1 to 1011 and encodes 336 amino acids. Lineage: Eukaryota; Fungi; Ascomycota; Sordariomycetes; Hypocreales; Hypocreaceae. The record is from RefSeq and is a predicted model, not a curated record.
AUGCACGCGAAAGCCGGCCCGCCGCCGCCCUCGGCUCCUCAACAGUUUGGUCACGGUGCUCCGAACGGCUAUACCUUCCAGUAUUCCAACUGCACGGGAAAGAGAAAGGCGUUGCUGAUUGGCAUCAACUACUUUGGCACAAAGGCCGAGCUCAAGGGGUGCAUCAACGACGUCCACAACGUGUCGGCGUUCUUGGUGGAGCGAUAUGGCUACAAGCGCGAGGACAUGGUCAUUCUGACAGACGACCAGACGGAUCCCGUCAUGCGCCCGACCAAGGCCAACAUUAUACGUGCUUUCGGCUGGCUUGUCAGCGGCGCGCAGCCCAAUGACUCCCUGUUCCUCCACUAUUCCGGCCACGGCGGUCAGGUGAAGGAUAAUGACAGUGACGAGGACGACGGCUACGACGAAUGCAUCUACCCAGUCGACUUUGAGCAGGCUGGAUACAUUACCGACGAUGAGAUUCACUUUCACGUCGUCAAGCCUCUGCAGCAGGGAGUCCGUCUCACGGCCAUUUUCGAUUCAUGUCACUCUGCAACCGUCAUGGAUCUGCCCUACGUCUACUCCACCAAGGGUGUCCUCAAGGAGCCCAACUUGGCCAAGGAAGCUGGCCAGGGUCUCUUGGGUGCAAUCUCCUCCUAUGCCUCGGGCAACAUGGCUGGUGUCGCGAGCAGCAUCAUGGGCUUUGCCAAGCAGGCGCUGAAUGGCGACGGGGCCUACAAGAAGACUAUGGCUACACGCACGUCACCAGCGGACGUCAUUAUGUUUUCCGGCAGCAAGGAUGAUCAAACAUCCGCCGAUGCCACGAUAGGAACCCAGGCUACCGGUGCCAUGUCGUGGGCCUUCAUUUCUGCCCUGAAGAAGAACCCCAAGCAGAGCUACGUGGAGCUGCUCAACAGCAUCCGGGAGAUCCUCGAGACCAAGUACACCCAGAAGCCGCAGCUGUCUUGCAGUCACCCUCUAGACGCUGCCCUCGCCAACCAUGUUAGAGCCCCCCCAGCAAGAAAAACGUAG